CUGGACUGGUGGACAGAUGGCUAACCCUGUCCCGUCAGCCUGCUGCGUGGUGCUCGCCGCGGUGGUGGUGGUGUACGCCCAGAGGCACAGCCAGCAGGACAGCCACAUCCAGUACGAGCGGGUAGGUGCAGACGUGACCAUGAAGUGUGGCUCCAUGGACUGGGACGCAGCCGUGACCUGGACAGCCAACGGCACCGACAUCGACGAGUCCCACCUGAACGGGUCCUACCUGAUCCUCAAGAAUGUUGACCUGUCACAGAGUGGCCAGUACUCCUGCUACGAGGGCUCCUCCUGGCACCUCAAAUACCAGACCACCCUGAGGGUGGGAACCCCCCCGAAGGAGCCAGUGCUGAUGUGCCGGUCCAACAACUACCCGAAGGGUUUCUACUGCAGCUGGCACCUGCCCACUCCUACCUACAUCCCCAACUCCUUCAACAUCUCUGUCAUACACGGCACAAAAGACAUGGUGUGUGAGAAGGAUGCCGUUCCCAAAAACAGGUGUCACAUCAGAUACAUCCAGCUCUUCUCGACAGUGAAGUACAAGGUGACUCUGACAGUCACGAAUGCUCUGGGCAAAAACUUCACCACUCUCACCUUUGACGAGUUCGCCAUAGUGAAGCCAGACCCUCCGGAGAGUGUGGUGGCCAAACCUGUGCCCAAUAACCCUCGAAGACUGGAGGUGUCAUGGCAAAACCCCUCAUCGUGGCCUGACCCUGAGUCCUUCCCGCUGAAGUUCUUCCUGCGGUAUCGGCCUCUCAUCCUGGACCAGUGGCAACAUGUCGAGCUGUCGGAUGGGACAUCGCACACCAUCACGGACGCGUACGCUGGCAAGGAAUACAUCAUCCAGGUGGCAGCCAAAGACAACGACAUCGGCACGUGGAGCGACUGGAGCGUGGCUGUUCAUGCCACCCCCUGGACAGAGGAGCCCAAGCAUCUCACCACGGAGGCCCAGAUCACAGAGACAACAAGCGCUAGCACCUCCUCUUUCAUGGCACCACCCACAACCAAGAUCUGUGACAAGGGGGCCAUGGUGGGCAGCGGGGCCAUGGCAGUGUGUUGGACAGCUGGACUGGUCAUGGCUGCCUAUAGUGUCCUCUUUAUUUAAUCUCCAUCUGUCCACCCACCGCAGCCCAGCGCAGUCGCCUCCCCACCGCCCACCGCCCACCGCCCCCGCCCCCGCCCCGCUCCCGGGUUGAGUCUCUUAGCUCUUCGAUUUUGCACACACUGAGGACGCGCCACGCUUCUCGCCGCCACCUCGGAGGAGGACAGAGCUGCUGCCGUCCCCCGCGGGAGCCGCAAAAUCCUCUCCCGGCCCGGAGCGAGGAGACCCAUGUCCGUGCCCCUUUCCUCAGCCGAGUGGAGCGAGCCCGGCCCGCCGCAGCCGGGGGUCCCGCUCUUGCAGCCAAACCCCCCCACGCCAAAGACGUGCCCGCCGCCCCCGCGGCCGCGCACCGAGAAAAGGGGAUAUGAAAACGGGGGGGUGGUGAGGGGAAUGAUGCUCCAAGCUGUGCACCCCCUUAUGGCAAAAGGGGGUCCCCCAAGGACUGGACUCGCUCCCCUGAGCUCUCGACCGCGUGGCGAAGCUGGAGGGGUGCACGGAUCGGGGCGGGGGAGUGGGCGGGGGUCUUGGUCCCCUCCGAGGGGGUGGUGGAGGGGGGAGCUGGUGGCUUUCACAAGUGCGAUGGGGAGCAGGGAGCUGGCGGGGUUUUAAUGGAAUUUUAAAAAAGAAAGUGAAACACCGAUAAAACCCCCCUGCCCCUUGCCGCGCAUCUGGGAGAGCUGUCCCUCCACCUCCCCCUCCACAGCACCCUGCAGGAGCCUUCGCCACCCCCAACCCCGACCCAACAUCACCCCCAAACUUUUAACCAUGUUGGAUACAGGGAAUCACCCCCAUUGAUGUCUUUGUAUCAUUCUCCAACAAAAGCAGAAUAGCUCUGCUGUUGCCUUCAGAGCUGGAGCCCUGCAGACCUGCGCCCCGCUGUCCCCUGCUGUCCCUGGCUGUCCCCAGCUGUCCCCAUGCCUGCUCUGCUCUCCUCCCCAUCCUGCCCAAUGUCCUGUUUUGUAAAGACACCUUCUCUUGGCCCUGCCUGGACCCAAGCGCAGUAUUUAAUACCAUACGUCCUAGUAUUCCCACUGUUGACAUGCUGUAUUUGAAUUUUUUAUAGAUGUAUAUAUAUAAAAAAAAAGAAAAAUAAUAAAAAAAAAAAGUAAUAGAGGGGAUAAAACUAAGCUCACAGAGACAACGCACACACGCACACACACACACACACACACACACACACACACACACACAUA
Messenger RNA from Pyrgilauda ruficollis (rufous-necked snowfinch), 2295 nucleotides. RefSeq names its product ciliary neurotrophic factor receptor (gene CNTFR). The coding region runs from base 17 to 1105 and encodes 362 amino acids. Gene Ontology annotation, cellular component: ciliary neurotrophic factor receptor complex; membrane; external side of plasma membrane. Lineage: Eukaryota; Metazoa; Chordata; Aves; Passeriformes; Passeridae. The record is from RefSeq and is a predicted model, not a curated record. Gene Ontology annotation, molecular function: cytokine binding; ciliary neurotrophic factor receptor activity. The transcript is spliced from 10 exons. Gene Ontology annotation, biological process: cytokine-mediated signaling pathway.